ACAGACCAGUGGUGCGUGGUGAGGUGGUCGGUCGAUGCCGCCUUCGCACUGUGUCGCCCAGUGCCACGGAAAAUGUGCACGGCGCGUGUACUCUGCUGACACGAAAAAGAUCUGAUAAUGGCGUACUUGGUGGUACUACUCUUCUAUUUAGCAUCAGCAAUAGCCGAUGAAACAUGCGACUCUUGCGUCAGAGUCGACGCUAACUGCUACAACGUACAACAUUUGCUCAACCUCCAAGUUAACUUCAGAACGGAAGUAGUCAUCAGAAAAAUGGUCGUACUCGAUUCCGAAAACACCCUAUUUUUCAGUUAUGAACCUGAAAUUGACGACCCUGAGUAUUUCAAGGUGGGAUACGUCAAUUUAGACGAUCCUACCAAGUCCGGUGUUUUGACACAUGACAAUAAUACAAUUCUUAAUUUUGGAACUCUCGACAUCGAUCAAGAUAAAUCCAUAGUGUAUUUAGGUGGAAGCGACGGCAUAUAUACAUACGGUCCUUCCAAAAAAGUUAUAGGUUACAGCUCUAUUGGCGAUGAAAUCUUAAUUUUAUAUUUCAAAGACAACUUGUACAUAGUAAAAGCCAAUGAGAACACCAUUAUCGUUAAGAAAGGAGACGCAUUCGAGAGCGUUUUGGAUUUCUUGGAUUAUACGAUUAUUAAAAAAUUUAUUGUAACCAAAGACAAUAUGAUUGUAUUCCUGAGUUCUUAUGGUUUAUUUUUGAGUAAGAAAGAGAAGACGAUAUGGCUAUCGAAGAAGUUAUCGAAGAACGCCUUUUUCAGGGAUUUGACUGUAGACCUGGACGGUGUUGUGUACGCACUGUGGAUAGAUGGUAUAUAUAAAGUAAUUAUCGAGAAGGAUUUAGCUAAGUCUUCAAUUGUAAGAGUGGCGGCGAUGGAAGAUGUUGGUGCUAUAACGUUUGACAAUAAGAAUAAUUUGUUGUUUACCUCAGGUGCCGCUGUUAAUAAGCUAACACUUAGUAAUGCUACAUUUUGUUGAAAUAUGAUAUAUCUUUUAAUGCACAUCUGUGAUUUAAAAGCUUCGAUGGAAUAGAAUGUUGCGGUAUAUUGUUAGAUUUUAUUUAUGUUCUAAAAUAGUUAGUUAAGAGCCUAGGUAAGACAACAUCUACUAGAGAGAAUAAAAUGAUUUCUUUAUAAUGAAUGUUACAAGAUUAACAAAAUGCACAAUUAUCAGUAUUUCAUUGUAUGUACAAGAAUACUUAAAAAUGUACCUUAUUAGUGUAAUUAAAUUAAGUACCUAAUAAAUUAUUUUG
Diatraea saccharalis (sugarcane borer) is the source of this 1267-nucleotide messenger RNA. Lineage: Eukaryota; Metazoa; Arthropoda; Insecta; Lepidoptera; Crambidae. The record is from the annotation of a GenBank genome assembly.